This is a messenger RNA of Trichoderma asperellum CBS 433.97, 550 nucleotides long. RefSeq lists its product as uncharacterized. NCBI's taxonomy places the organism in Eukaryota, Fungi, Ascomycota, Sordariomycetes, Hypocreales, Hypocreaceae. The record is from RefSeq and is a predicted model, not a curated record.
UUCCAUUCCAAGCUAACACCUUGCAAGUCUGCUCGCACUACAUUAUAUACUUUCUACAUCUUUACGCCAUCAUGAAGUUCUUGUUUGCCCUCCUGCUCACUGCGACUGCUGCGUAUGGCUGUGGAAGCAACGCAUACAGAUGCAAAAACCCUGACAAGACAGUCAAUGAGAUGUGGCAAGUGACGCACAGAAUCUGUGAUGAAUUGAAAGAAGAUGACUGCUAUUGCUCCCACUGGGCUGAAUACUAUUGUGAUCCUUGGGGUGAUAACAUCGCCGAAUUCAAGCGCAGAUGCACUAAUGAGGGCGAGAACUGGUACUGGCUGGAGUGUUAAAGCAAAAGACCCUUAAGAACGGAAUCAUAUGUGUUUGGCAGCGCUGCGAUCAAAAGAUGAGCACAUCACAUCGACACUUCAUUUUGCAGGGCUACUAUGCAUUCUUGGUCUUAUUUGGAUAGGUGGAUGAAUGGCAUCUUAGCAGAGUCGUAUAUAGAUUGAUGAUUCCUGUCCUUUGAUCCAAUCAGUAUACAAUCAGUUCUGCUAAUCUCUCGCGC